Molecule: messenger RNA, 1836 nt
Organism: Effrenium voratum
Lineage: Eukaryota; Dinophyceae; Suessiales; Symbiodiniaceae
Source: the annotation of a GenBank genome assembly
CUCUCCGACACUUUCCUUGUCGAAGCAAAGGACACGACCCCGGCCAUGGCGGAUGCCAUGCCGCCGCCGGCCAUGCCGCCGCAGAAGCCGCCGCAGAAGCCCCAGUCCUUUGGGCCGGAGGACGACUUGCCGCACCCGCGCAGGCACUGCUUCAAGCGGAAGCUGCGGCCGGAUCUGGAGGCGACCUUCCGCGAGCUCGUGGCGCGGGCGCCCGAGGCGCCGGAGGCGAAAGCAUCGCCUCUGGGUAUGGUCUUCGUGCUGGGGCGGGUGGUGGACGAGCGGAACCAGAAGGACGUGCUGCUGCCGGUGGCCAGCGAAGUGCUGCUGGAUGGGGGCGGGCACGGCUUCGCGCCGGACCUGUCGCCCGAUUUGGUGCGGCGCCUGCAGCUGCUGCUGGAUGAGCGGGUCGAUGCGCACAAGGCGCAACCCCCGGAAGAGCGGCGAUGGGCGCACGUGACCCUGGAGCAAAGGCACUCUGCCGUGGCGGCCUUUGAUGCAGCGGCGACCUUCUACUGCCCCAUCAGCCGGUGGCACUACCAGCUGAGGUUCCGGAGGCCGGAGUCAGCGCGAGGCCGCGAGCGGAAAGAAACCAACCUGGUGUUCCGGAAGGUGUCCGGGCCAGACGACCCCACCUGGACCAUUUCUAUCGUGCAGGAGGAGGCCAAAGCAUGGGUAGAGCUGCGCAUGAAUGAGGCAUUCCUCCUCUACCACCGUGGGCGCAUGAGGGCGUCAAAACCUCACAACUUCAGCAGGCUCUGCCGGGACUUCCGCCGCAACGCCCAAGCGCUGCAGCAAGCCAUGGACAGCCUGGACCCGCUGAAGACAGGGGACACGGAGAAGCUCUACUACCCCGGGCUCUUCGAUGCGGCUACCCGCACCCAGGAGUUCUACGACAAGCGUGCGACCUACGGCACCUGGACGGGCGCAGACGAGACUGCACGACUUCGGCGCCUGAACAACUGUGUGAAGACCAUGAUGCUGGAGAGCUUUGUGGACGGCAUGUCCGGGGAGCUCCGCGUCCUGGAUCUGGCCUGCGGCCGUGGUCAAGAUCUCCUGAAGUACUCCCGGGAGCACCGCGCCUGCCACGUGAAGCACCUGGUGGGCAUCGACUUCGCUGCCGAGGCCAUCGAGGAGGCCCGGCGCCGCUAUGGCACGAUCCUCCAGAGGGCAGCCAAGGCGGGGCGCGAAGAGUUCACCGCCGUCUUCAAGACCGGGGACCUCCGCCAGUCCGCGACCUUUUUGGAGGAAACUACCCAGUUCGACGUGGUGGUUUGCCAGUUUGCCCUGCAGUAUUUGCUGGACUCGGAGCAGGCUGCCCGGCAGUUCCUGGAGCGCCUGGUGCCUUUGCUGCGGCCGGGGGGCCGCUUCCUGGGCACGGUGCCUUCCUGCGAAGUCCUUGCGGACUUCUACGAGCGGGGGAUCCCUACACGGCCCAGGAGCUGCGAGCGGACCUUGCGCAGCCGCCUCUUUCAGGCGAGCUUCCAGGGGGAGGCCUGGCGGCGUCUGGAGGAUGCGGGCCUGCAGCUGGAGCUGGACGAGGUUUUUCUGCGCCAGUGGGGCCUGCCGUACCUCUUCUCCCUGGAGGGCGCUGUCCAUGCGGAGGAGUACGUGAUGCCCUGGGAAAGCUUCGAGGAGUUGGCGGCCUCUUACGGCUUGAGGGUCUUAGCGGACGCCUCCUUCCCGGACCUGCUGGCCCAGCUCAAGGCGAAGUCCAGCUUCUACAAGAAUGUUUUCUCCAAAGAUCGAGGGAACACUAACUUGACAGUGGAGGAGGAGAAUCUCUUCAGACUGUACUCCGGCUUUGUGCUGGAGCGAGAGCCCGGCGAGUAGGAGGAA